This is a messenger RNA of Camellia sinensis, 1978 nucleotides long. Its product is annotated as DNAse I-like superfamily protein. Gene Ontology annotation, molecular function: 3'-5'-RNA exonuclease activity. Lineage: Eukaryota; Viridiplantae; Streptophyta; Magnoliopsida; Ericales; Theaceae. The record is from RefSeq and is a predicted model, not a curated record.
GCCAAAUUCAGUAGCUGUAUUUAAAAUUUCCCGAAAUUUAACCAACCCCCUGUCCGUCUAACCUCAGCCACUCAGUUCGUUGUUCGUUACCUUUUCUCUUCAAUGGCCUUCUUCACCACCACCACCACCACCACCAGCACUGCCACCUCAACUACCUCCUUCAACCUCCAACCAUUCUUCUUCUUCUUCAAACCCUCUAUCUCCUCAUUCUCCCCCAUCAACGGCCUUGCCAAUUCCGCUUCAUCAUCAUCAUCAUCAUCAUCCACGGCCUCUUACAGCCGUCGAUGGUACAACCCCAUCCGAAGAAGAACACAAUCCCAUUAUCGCUCCUCGUUGGUUCGACAUUGGGUCGAAGCCGAUCCUCCGAUUCCAUCUCAUCAAGUGUGCGGGCCAGCUUUCACACAUCUCUCGGGACCUGAAGUUAACGACUGGGCAAAUCUCCCGUGCCCCGAAGAAAGAUUUAUGGUUGUGUCAUAUAACAUAUUGGGGGACAGAAAUGCUUCAAAACACAGAGAUUUAUACCCAAAUGUUCCUUCAAUUUACAUGAAGUGGGAUCACCGUAAGAGAAUUAUAUGUGAAGAACUCAUAGGAAGGAAUCCAGAUAUAAUCUGUUUGCAAGAGGUGGACAACUAUUUUGAUGUCCUGAACAUUAUGCAGAAAGCAGGAUAUAUUGGUUCUUACAAGAGACGCACAGGAGAUGCCGUUGAUGGUUGUGCGAUAUUCUGGAAAGCUGAUAAGUUUCGGUUAUUAGAGGGUGAGAGCAUUGAAUUUAAGGGAUAUGGUCUUCGUGAUAAUGUUGCUCAACUCUGUGUUUUUGAGAUGUGUAAAGCUGAGUCAAGAAGACUUGUAAUUGGCAACAUUCAUGUGCUUUACAACCCAAGCAGGGGGGAUGUUAAACUAGGACAAAUUCGUUCCCUCUCGUCAAAGGCACAUAUCCUAUCAGAAAAAUGGGGAAAUGUACCUGUUGUGUUGGCCGGUGAUUAUAACAUUACUCCUCAGAGCGCAAUAUACAAAUUCUUGUCAUCAUCCGAGCUGAAUAUCAUGUUACAUGACAGAAGAGAGAUGUCUGGUCAAAGAAGUUGCCAUCCUGAUCAAGUUUUUGGCAAUGAACAACAAACAGGAAAUCUGCUUGUUUUGAUGGACAGGUUUUUCAAUGGUUGCUGGACUGAUGAAGAAGUUGUAGUUGCAACAGGCAAUGCAGAGAGCCAAGUAGUUGUUCACCCUUUGAAGCUUAAUAGCUCCUAUGCCACAGUGCAGGGAUCUACAAGAACCAGGGGCUUUGAUGGUGAACCUUUAGCUACUUCCUACCACUCAAAAUUUAUUGGAACUGUUGACUAUCUAUGGUACUCAGAUGGUCUUGUACCCACACAAGUUCUAGAUACACUUCCAAUUGAUGUCCUUCAGAAGACGGGUGGCCUUCCAUGCAAGAAAUUGGGCAGUGACCACUUGGCCUUGGUUUCUGAGUUUGCCUUCACGCCCAUCAGAGAAGACAGUGUAAACAACACAGCUUCAGCCAUUAUCUCAGCCGCCAACUUAUCAUCUGAAGAAGAAGAUUCAUUAGUUUAAUUGGUACAUGGUUUUCUAUAAAACUAAUGUAUUAACUCAAUCUUGGUGAGAAUACUAGAAAUAUGGUUUGAUGUGCUUUUGGCUUGAAGGACACCAAUUUUUGUUUUACCUUUUAUUCGUUUUAGUUUCCCAAGUGUAAGCCAAUUUUGAGACAAUUCUUACAUUUUGCACUAGAAUUAAUUUGUGGUGGCAAUAUAACAUGUAGUCGGUAGAAUUCUACUCUUAGUGUAUAAUCAAUGAUCAGCCAUAGUUUGGGUUGUAAUUAUCAAUGAUCUUAUGUAAUAUGAAUACACAAGGUCAGCUGAAUUUGGGUUGUUUAGUCACUACACAAACAUAUAAUGGUGUCUGAGCCAGGAUUACCACACUAUAAUGUGAAAGACAUGCCAGGAGUUUCUUUUCCUGUGGCUCUUCA